CGGCCUCUGCCGGCGGCGGGGCGGUGUCGCGUCGCCCUCCUCAGCCGCGGGCUGCCGCCUCCUGCCGGCCGCGUCGGUUACAAAGGCCGCUGCCGGGCCGGCCGCCCUCAGCGUCUUCCGGCCGUGACGGCGGCGCGGGCCGGGCUCCCCGCCGGAGAUGAGGGAGGAUGUCGGUGUCGGGGCUGAAGGCUGAGCUCAAGUUCCUGGCGUCCAUCUUCGACAAGAACCACGAGCGGUUCCGCAUCGUCAGCUGGAAGCUGGACGAGCUGCACUGCCAGUUCCUGGUGCGGCCGCCGGGCAGCGCGGCCUCGGCGCUCACGCUGCACUGCAACAUCACGGAGUCGUACCCAGCUUCCUCACCAAUAUGGUUCGUGGACUCUGAUGACCCAAACCUGACGUCAGUUCUGGAACGUCUAGAAGAUUCUAAGAACAACAGUUCGCUUCGUCAGCAGCUGAAGUGGUUGAUCUGCGAGCUCUGCCGAUUGCACGACCUUCCCAAGCACCUGGAUGUGGAGCUGCUGGAUCAGCCGCUGCCCACGGGCCAGAAUGGGACCACGGAGGAAGUGACGUCAGAAGAGGAGGACGAGGAGGAGAUGGCGGAGGACAUUGAAGACCUGGACCACUACGAGAUGAAGGAGGAGGAGCCUAUCAGCGGGAAGAAGUCAGAAGAUGAAGGAAUCGAAAAGGAAAACCUGGCGAUAUUAGAGAAAAUCAGGAAGACUCAAAGGCAAGACCAUCUAAAUGGCGCGGUGUCCGGGUCGGUGCAGGCCUCAGACAGGCUCAUGAAGGAGCUCAGGGACAUCUACCGCUCGCAGAGCUACAAGGCAGGGUUUUACUCAGUGGAACUCAUAAAUGACAGUUUGUACGACUGGCAUGUGAAGCUUCAGAAGGUCGAUCCUGAUAGUCCUUUGCACAGCGAUCUUCAGAUCUUAAAAGAAAAAGAAGGCAUAGAAUAUAUUUUGCUUAACUUCUCUUUUAAGGAUAACUUCCCGUUUGACCCUCCGUUUGUCCGCGUGGUGUUGCCGGUUCUCUCCGGAGGGUACGUGUUGGGUGGCGGCGCGUUGUGUAUGGAGCUUCUCACAAAACAGGGCUGGAGCAGCGCCUACUCCAUCGAGUCCGUCAUCAUGCAGAUCAACGCCACCCUCGUCAAAGGCAAAGCCAGGGUGCAGUUCGGAGCAAAUAAGAAUCAAUAUAAUCUAGCAAGAGCCCAGCAGUCUUAUAAUUCCAUUGUACAGAUACACGAGAAAAACGGCUGGUACACCCCUCCGAAGGAAGACGGCUAAGUGGAUGGACUGUCCCAGGCUCGGACCAACGUUGCUUUAAAGAAACCUUCCCACCGUGCAGACCAGCUUCGAGUGCCCAUAACAGCAGCCCCGACGACGUUAGCUGAUAGACACUUUAGUGGAUACUCUGUCACCUGACAUCCUGCAUAAGUUACAGCCUCUCAUUUGCUCAUUGUAGGUAUCUUGGACUCAGCAGGGGGGCCUUUCCUGUAUUUUUCUUGAUAAAUACACACACUGGCCACUCCUUAUCAUCUCUUUUUCUUGAAAAAUGAAAUCUGUUAAGCAGGCAAGUCAGCACCCGGUUCCUGGAGUUGCCGCUGUAGGUGCCGUCUCCCUCUGAGCUCGCGCGCUGCGAGGACUCGCAGUGUGUGGUCCCCUCAGAGCCGAUAGAGGUGAUUGGGGUUCCUGUCGGUUUAGGAAGUUCAAGGUCUUCUCGGUCACCGUAGCCUUUUCCGGUUGCCAAAAGAACGGCAGAAAGCAGGCUCCAGGAAUUGUCACACUUUUUAUGGCCUCUCUGGGGCCAUUUCCCGCAGACAUGCCCUUAACCGGAUUGCAAGGUGGGGCCCCGCAAGCACGUCAGCUGUCGUAGUGAUUCCACUGGGCAUCAGUCUUGCUGGCUGAAGCUGUUACUGGUUCAAUAUGUCUUAUGAAGAUCUGCAGUCUAGAUCUUGAAGUUAUUUAAAAUACUAAGUCAUUUUACAUUUCCAUUUUAUUAACGGGAUGUUGCAAUCGUUUGUAAACUAAUAAGCUUAUAAAGUGAUUGGCACACAGACAGACUCCUUGAGCAAAAGCUGCACAGCUAAGGACACACAGAUCCCUCAUUUGGAGACCUAAAAUUUUUGCUACAGUCAUAACAAUGGCUUUUACUUAAAGACUAAUAGGAACUCUACACAUAUUAAUUCUUUUAUAAAACCUGACUCAAAUCAGUACCCUCUCCAUUCUCUUGCCUUACCUGAAUCAGUCCUGUUUGAUUGGAAGUAGAUUUUUAUAUACCCAUGUUUGAUUUAAAAGUAAGGUCUAGUUAUUAAGCACUUUUAAAAUGAAAUCCAGAAGCACAUUUUCUGCACAAAUCACUUACAAAGUUCAAAAGUGUUUCUUAGGCACCUGCUCUGAGAGUCAGUUUUCAACUUUGUAAGCCGCCUGGGAGAGAGACCCGCACGGCUGCAGGCCCGCAGCGUGCGGGGCCGUGGGAGAGGCUGUCCUGGGUUUGCUCACGUGGCUACACUUGUGCUCAGUUCUGAUACAGUGGCUCAGACAAGCGACAAGGCAGAAUUCUUUAAAGCAUUACAGUUCCUUAAACCUAAGGCUGGAUCUUGAAUACAUUAUUGAAUUCUUUAAUAUCCUGAUGGCUAGCAGGUUGACAGCUGCACAUUUGGCAUGCUUUGUUUUUAUUUGGAGUUUAUUUUUCAUUGCAGAUUUAUUUGGCAAUGUACAGUAAAUUUUGUAAACUUGCAUCAAGUUUAUGAAUAAAGAAUCAUUUAAGAAA
Molecule: messenger RNA, 2769 nt
Organism: Myotis myotis
Lineage: Eukaryota; Metazoa; Chordata; Mammalia; Chiroptera; Vespertilionidae
Gene: UBE2Q2
Product: ubiquitin conjugating enzyme E2 Q2
Exons: 13
Coding region: 168-1283 (371 amino acids)
Source: RefSeq, a predicted model, not a curated record